Messenger RNA from Aspergillus saccharolyticus JOP 1030-1, 564 nucleotides. RefSeq lists its product as uncharacterized. The record is from RefSeq and is a predicted model, not a curated record. The coding region runs from base 238 to 528 and encodes 96 amino acids. The transcript has a single exon. NCBI's taxonomy places the organism in Eukaryota, Fungi, Ascomycota, Eurotiomycetes, Eurotiales, Aspergillaceae.
AGUUCCCGUCCGUGGGGGCAAUCCAGAGGCUACAGAGCCCUACUGUAUUUGUCGGAACGUGAAUCUGCCUCUCGUGUGUCUCAGGUCUUUCCUGUCGAGGGUGACAUAUCCUCUUCAUGGCCAAAGGCAUAAAUCCCCUUGUGCAGAAAUCUGGGACGAAUAGGAAGGCUUGGAAAAUCUGCACGCUGUGACGCGGUGCAGCGGAAAAACCAGGAGAUAGGGAGAUGUGCUCGUGUUAUGCGAGAUGCCAAAUCAAACCACCAGAUAGAGGACCUAUGGUUGCUGUUAUUGUUGUGUCGUCAGUUGCUAGUCAAGGCUUUACCUCCCAAGCCUCCUCGGGUGAAGGCGCAAACGACGCCCACGACGACGACGACUACACCAGACUGGCUGCCAGACAAACUGACUAGACUACUUCAAACCCGACAAAAAAAUCCCUCACCCAGAUCCUCCUCGAUGAGACAGCUUGGCGCGGGCGAUCGCCCGGUGGAGAGAGAUUUGAGCGAAAAAAGCGAAGUAGUAGUGCCGUAGUGACCAGUGGGCACUAGCCACUAGUCCAUCAAUCAU